AUGUCCCAAUCUCGCCAUGAUAUGGCGCCUUCUCUGGAAGAAGACGGCGAAGCGUUCAUGAAAGGCCAGUAUGAGGCCAUGCUGAGCUCCCAGCAACGCCGCCGGCUGCACAAAAAGCGCCGACGCAUCAACGCUUUCGCCUCCAUCUGCUCCAUCUUCAGUGGUGUCGCAACGGGCCUGGUGCUGAUCAUCCUGCUGCUGUCCGUCUGGCACCAGUCUGGGACGAAGAGCCAGUGCGCUGACAUCCCCGACCAUCAGCUCACCGAAGAAGAGAUGCACGAGAUGUGGAAAGGCUGCGGCACCAACUCGGCUGAGGCUCGUCAGAUGGGCUGUAAGUACGAUGUGAUGCUGGGCGGCUGGAUCCACGCCGACUGCUAUGCCGCCGAUCUGAUGGAGAAGUACAUUGAGCGGGGCAACUACAGCUGGUUCCGCGAUCAGAGUCUCACCAUCCCCGUGUCAGAGGAGGAAAUGCGGCGUGGAGAUCAUGAGGUGCUGUGGACGCGCAAGUUCUUCCACUACGCUCACUGUGCGUAUCUGUGGGAAAUGCAGAUGCGGGCCUACAGAGAGCGGAAGCCAAUUGAGAGCGGGAUCUUCCUGGAGGAGCACACGAUUCAUUGCGCCGGCAUCCUCCUGCAACAGGAUACCUUGAUGACCAACGCCACUGCUGUUCAUACCGGCUUCGAGUGGUGUGGAUCUCCUUGGGGCUAA
Molecule: messenger RNA, 708 nt
Organism: Aspergillus terreus NIH2624
Lineage: Eukaryota; Fungi; Ascomycota; Eurotiomycetes; Eurotiales; Aspergillaceae
Exons: 1
Coding region: 1-708 (235 amino acids)
Source: RefSeq, a predicted model, not a curated record